ACGGAUCUGCCAGGACCUAUAGCCCAGCCUGAGUCGCCCUGGAGACACUGUAGAGCUGCGGCUAGCAUUGUCAGUGAACGGCUCCUUCCUGGAUCCUGGAGGGGAGAGACUGUCCCAGCUGUGUGUACAGGUUGUUGGGUCGUAAUGGCGGCUGUAGACAGCUUUCAUCUUCUAUAUCGGGAGGUGGCAAGGUCUUGUCACAACCACUUUGAGUUUCUGGCAGUGGUGGGCGCUCUGUACACAGCAAGGAAAGGCGUCAGUAUUUUGUAUGAGUUCUACAGUGUGGUCAGACUACAUGUCACUCCACAUAUCCUCAAGAGGAGAGACCUGGUCAAACAAUAUGGAGAAUGGGCAGUUGUCACUGGAGCCACUGAUAUCAUUGGAAGGGCAUAUGCAGAAGAGCUGGCAAAUCUCGGGCUGAAUAUUACCCUGAUCUGCAGUAAUAGAGAAGAGCUGCUCAAUGUCUCACAGGCCAUAGCUCGGACUUAUGGAGUCAACACCAGUAUCAUUUUUGCCGAUUUCAGCAAAGGACGGGAAGCGUAUGCUUCCAUCAUGCAGAGUCUGAAACAUCUGGAUGUGGGUAUUUUGGUUAACAAUGCCAGGGUGCCGUAUGAAUAUCCACAAUGUAUUAUGGAGAUUCCAGAGGACAAAUUAUGGGAGAUCCUCAAUGUCAAUGUUGCUGCUGCUGUCAUGAUGGUGCGUAUAGUGGUCCCAGGCAUGGCACAGAGGAAGAGAGGAGCCAUUGUCAAUGUGUCCCCUGUAACUGGAUACCGACAAAGCGCUAUUACUCAGAUAGCUGCAUCCAAGGCUUAUUUGGACAAAUUCAGCAGACAGCUGCAAUGUGAGCUUCGGUCCAGUGGAAUAUUUGUACAGUUGUUAACUCCUCUGUGUGUGGGAGACAAACAUGAGCCUUCUGCUGGGAUUUUGAAUUAUCUGCCGGCCUUUGUCCCAUCAUCUGAUGUUUAUGCACGACAUGCUGUAAGAACACUAGGGAUCUCUUCCAGGACCACUGGAUACUGGGCCCACUCCUUGCAGCUUUUUGCAUUCCAAUGGGUACCUGGCUGGAUGUUCACAUCAAUGGGAAGAGUUCUUCAGCGCUGACGACAGAAAGCAGCUUUAUUACUGAACCACAUUGGACCAUUUGUUCUUUCUACCAGCACUAGUGACUUUAAAACUUGAGUUGUAGGCAGUUUUUUGUUUUGUCUCUAUUACAAAUCAAAUUAAUUGCGUAUAUGUUACUACACUGUAUAUUUUAUAGUUGUUACUAGUUUUCUGAAUGUAUUAAUUGUUAUUUUUAUAUGGCGUUACAGUAAGAGUGUACACUGGGCAGGAUGUGUUAUUUUUAUAGUUCUUUGCUUUAGAAUUCCUCCAGGGCACCGCUGUUUAAGAACCACCCCAUAGAGGCUACUAUAUUGGCACAGACACCAGUUGAAUGUGGCACUGGAUAGGGCGUUCUUACUAGGAAGUGUCAGUGAUAGGAGGUCACUUUUGCAUUGUCCUUUACAUUACCUAUUGGAAGUGUUUGAGGGGUGGUUUACAGUUUGUUUCAAAACCCUUGAAAAGUGGGACAUGAACUAAUGAGACAUUUUGCACAACAUAUGCCUCGUACACACGACCAGUUUUCCCAUCGGGAAAACUGCCAUGACAGCUUUUGGCCG
Messenger RNA from Rana temporaria (common frog), 1658 nucleotides. It is a transcript of the gene HSDL1, whose product is annotated as hydroxysteroid dehydrogenase like 1. NCBI's taxonomy places the organism in Eukaryota, Metazoa, Chordata, Amphibia, Anura, Ranidae. The transcript has 5 exons. The coding region runs from base 145 to 1101 and encodes 318 amino acids. The record is from RefSeq and is a predicted model, not a curated record.